UUUGUAGAUGAAAUUGUAUCUUCAGAGCAACAUGAUGAAAAUUUCAACAUGGAGGACUUUGUUGUUAUUGAUGAAAUUGGUGAAGACAUAGCAGAAGAAGAUGUCAACCGCAAACGUUCUUCUUUAGCUAAAAAGAUCUCCAGAGAGGAAAGAGAAGGGCGAAGCUCAGAUGCGUCAUCUACCUUAAAACAGACCUUAACAAGGUCCUCAAAAGACUCUAAGAGCUCUGCCUCUUCAUUUUCCUCUUUAUCUGAGCCGACUGAAACCACUGAGAAAAGCACCUUUUUUUCUAGGGUCAGAAAGACCCAUUCUUCACUGUCGAUUCCACUUCCUGCCUCCCCUGAUCGGAAAACAUAUCCUAAGUUCAAAUCUCCAGAAGAAACGCUAAAUUCCUCAUCCUUAAAUUAUAAAACCUGUACAUCAAAGAUGGCAUCAACAGUAGCUGUUGAAGCAACAGUAGAGACUGAUCUAACCGAUUUUAAGGAUGACACAAAAGAGUUGAAGAAAAACAAAAGAGAAGACAGGAAAAAGGAUAAUGUCAAACAUCAAGAGGAUGAGGGGGAUGAUGAAAAUUACCAAAUCCUUGAUUCACUCAAUGAGAAAAGUGAUAAGCAGAUAAUUGAAGACAGGAACAAAGAUAACGACACGGAAACUGACUCAGUUGGACUUGUGGAAGUACAUGGACUGCUUGAGAGAAACUAUGAGGUCUGCACAGAGGGCUCCAGUAAAAUGGAAACAGAUGCUUCUCUCCAUAUGUUAGAAAUUGUUACAGAAGACCAAAAAACUACAGUUGAAGGGGACAGUCAUCUGGUCAAAGAUGAAGGUUCCACAGUAAAUAAGCUGUCUGAGGAAAUGACAGGAGAUGACAAUUCUGAUAAAGAUUCAGCUGAUAAAAAUGAAGUGUUGGAUUCAAGUGGGAACCAAACUCCAAGGACCAGUGGAGAUGGAAGCGGGGAAAAAGAGGAAUUGAUUUUAGAAGAAUCUUUUAAAGUUUCCAAAGAUCCUGAGCAAAUAACUUUAGAAAAGCAGGACAACAGAGGCUCCUCAGUGGAUGACACUAAACAAGAAGGCUUUGAGCUUUUGGAUUCAAUUGAGGCUCAGAUUGAAAUACAAGAAGACAACCAGAAACUGGAAACUCUCAGAGACCAAGUAUCUAAAUCAAAAACAGAAGCCAUAGAAGAACAGGAUGAUUCAUUCCAGGUAAUUGAUUCUGUGGAAGAUGAGCCAGUGACCACAGACACAGAGUUAGAAGCUGACAAGAAUGUAAAACGAACAAAGAAAAAUGAUGAAGCUAAAAGAGUUUAUAGAUCCCCAAGGAGGAGUGGACCAGAAAACAGAACAUCUAAGGGUGAAGAGAAGGGCAAAUCAUCAAAGAAACAGACCCAGACUGAGAGAAAUGACAGCACCGUCAAGAAGGUCAAUAAAGCAGCUGAGGAGAUGGUCUAUGAGAUAGUAGAUUCUGUUGAAGAUAAAUCGAUUCAGGAUGACUCUUCUAUAGAAAGUUCUGGUAGAAGAAGGUCUGUCAGAAGAAACAAUGAUAAAAAGACAUUAACAGAGCCUUUUAACAAACGUGAUGGAAAAGAGGAUGCUAAGUAUGAGAUUUUAUACUCCACUGAGAACAAGGCUUCUAGUGGCCCACUAACCAUCAUGACAAGAACAACCAAAGAAGUCUUGAAAAAAGACAAGAUACAAACAAGAAGCAGACCUACACCUGCCAGAGAUUCACUGGCGCCAAACAAGGAGGAAACUCCAAAGACAAAAGAGAAAGGACCUGUAAAAGAGAGCACGCCAACAAGAAGAAGUCACUUCAUAAGAGACCUACAUGAGGAGGACGAUAUUUAUAAAAUAUUGGACUCGGAUGAUUCUGUUAUGCUCACAGAAAAAGCAAAAAGGGGAAGACUAAAGAAAGUAACUAUAAAAGGAAAUCCACUGAAAGAUGAUCCGUCUGAUAAAGUAGCUGUUGAAGAGGACACAUAUCAAAUUCUUGACUCUGUUGAGGAUGAGAUAGCCGAUGAUCAGCUUACCAGAGACCAGAGUACAGAAGAGUCAACUAUAGAUGAUGAAAAAGACACUCUGCCGUCUGUGUCAGACUGCCAAGAUAAUCAAUCAGUGGAGUCCUCAAACCCAGAGGCUUUUGUGACUAUAGAUGAAGCAGGUGAUGACGGGGAGGAGAAAGCAACUAAAUAUGAAGAGGAGAAUGGUAGCUUUGUAACGGUUGAUAAACUGUGGGAGAUUGCUGAAAAAGAAAAAGUGGUAACAACCAGGACAAGCGGUCAAGCCAAGAAGAGAACAAGACAGACACAUGUGAGAAAAUCUACUAGAUUGAAGCAAGAAAGCACAAAAGAUGAGAGAACAGAAUCACUGCCUCCCUCUUCACUUGAUUCCUUAUCACUUUUAUCAUCCCCGGACCAAGUGGUGUCUGGAUUGUCAAGUGAAGGCCAAACAGAGAUUUGGAAAUUGGAGGAAGCAGAUAGACAAUCCAGUAUAGAAACCACAUCUGCUGGGAAGCAGUCCAGCUCUGACUAUGCUGAUAGCCAGAGACUAGGAGAGGAGAAGCAAGGACAGAGAAGGACCGCCCGUAAAGCUUUUGGGAAACAAAGAAGUGAUCUUGUCGAACCUGAAGCAAAGCGAUCUCGCUCUCAGUCUCCUUGUGUCACUGAUAACUUGGACCUGCCGCCUUUUAACCCCAGCAUCCCACUUGGUCAAGAGCAUGUUGUCCCUAAAACGGGGUAUUUAUGUAGCCUGUGCUCAGUUUUCUAUGUAGCUGAGAGCACUGCCAAAGACCUACACUGUAGAAGCCAGAGACAUUACAAUAACCUGCAGAAACAUCACCAGACAGUUGGACAAACAGCUUCAAGAACAUCAACAAGAAAGUCUCAAGACUCCUCUUCGGUCUAAUUGUUAAUGAGUAGUUGUUUAGCCCAUGCUUAAAUAUGGCCGCUAUCUCCUUUGACAGCUAGAUUUUUGUUUACUUUGAGAAAUAAAGGGCUAAAUGAUAAGAAGCCAAAGCUGUCAAGUAGGUAAAUUGCGGAGUGACAUCUUUGAUUUGUUGGCACGGCGCUGCAGUUCUGACUGUUUACUUCAGAUGUUCUUCUUUAGGCGCCUCAGUGUAUAACAGUGUCGACAGUUUGACCAUGAAGGAUUUAGAGUUUACAAUCAGUGAAUGCCAAAAAAAAUAUUUCUGUUCCUAGUCUCGGGAAAACCUGGAAAUAAUACAGGCCUUAAACUUCUUUAAGCCAUUUUGAAUUUAACAGUAGAUAAUUGUGUCUAUGGUAAAUAACCUUGCCUAUGUUUAAAACCAUAUUGUCAUAAAAAUAUGGUUGCAUGUGUGUGUGUUUAUGGCCAGGAACCAUGUAUUCUAAAUGAAAAUAGGCCUACUUAAGAAAAUAAUAAGAGAUAUUUUUUUCCACUCUGGCUCAGCAAAAUCUGAUUAUUAUGCUGCACAUGCUGAUGAGAGACCAAUGGACGAAUGAGUGUUCAAAAGUUAUUUUGGAUUUAUUUACAAUGCUAUACGUACAGUGUAAAUAUGAGCGCAUUUAAUAAAGAUGUUUUCAGAUGUGAGGAGGCCUCAGGGUUGACCGAGGACACGCUAGAGAGAUUACAUGCCUAGGGUGGCUGGUUCUGUUUCUAUGCCAGUUAUUUAUAUUUGGUCAAAAAUAAUUCUGAUUGCUUUCAUUGUAUGACUAUACCAGUAAUAAUAAUUAGUAUUAAUUACA
Messenger RNA from Maylandia zebra (zebra mbuna), 3716 nucleotides. NCBI's taxonomy places the organism in Eukaryota, Metazoa, Chordata, Actinopteri, Cichliformes, Cichlidae. The record is from RefSeq and is a predicted model, not a curated record.